AUGGUGGAGCAGACGAUAUGCACACAUCAGAAUGCGAUCACGGCCCUGUUCGCGAAUCAGAAGGAUUUUCCAGGACACGCGUGGGUUCGCGACAAUGUAUAUAUAGCGCAAGCCCUUUGGGCUCUCUAUCGGGCUUACAUGAAAUGCGCUGAUUUCGAUGAAGACCUUACCAAGGCCAAAGAGCUCGGAUUGACAUGUGUAAAAAUGAUGCAAUCAAUAAUGGAAUGUAUGAUGAGGCAGGCGGAAAAGGUUGAGCUGUUCAAAAAAUACCAACGACCACUCGACGCGCUUCAUUCAAAAUACAAUGUGGCGACGAAGGCGACGGUUUGCGGCGACGCCGAAUGGGGACAUUUGCAAAUCGACGCCACCUCGCUUUUUCUGCUCACGUUGGCCCAAAUCACCGCCUCCGGCCUUCAAGUCGUCCGAAAUUUCGACGAGGUCGCAUUCAUUCAGAAUCUCGUCUAUUACAUCGAGACCGGCUAUCGCACACCCGAUUUUGGGGUUUGGGAGCGAGGCGACAAGACGAAUCAGGGAAUCCGCGAGCUGAACGCCACUUCCAUUGGAAUGGUGAAGGCGGCACUUCAAGCGCUCAACGAUGUUGGCGAUUUGUUCGUCGACGGCUCGCGCGGAUCAGUGGUCCAUGUGCUUCCCGACGAAAUUGAGCAAUGCUCAGCGGUGCUUUCAAGCAUGCUUCCCAGAGAAUCGUUCAGCAAGGAGACCGACGGCGCCCUUCUCGGCAUCAUCAGUUAUCCGGCGUUUAGCGUCGAAGACCCGGAACUUGUCGCCAGCACGCGUGAGACAAUUGCGAAUCAGCUUUUGGGCCGCUACGGUUGUCGACGAUUCAUGCGCGACGGCUACAAGACCGCUUUGGAGGAUUCGUCGCGAUUGUACUACAACAAGAGCGAACUUCAACAAUUUGAGAAUAUCGAGAGCGAGUGGCCGCUGUUUUUUUGCUAUCUCAUUCUUGACGCGAUGUAUUCGAAGGACGAUGAAGCCGUCGAGGAGUAUUGGCAACAAUUGGAGAAGGUGCUUGUGCUCAGCGAUGAGGGCUUUCGACUCGUGCCGGAACUCUAUGUGGUGGCUAGGGAGAAUGUUGCCGCCGAGAAGGCGCAACACGGCACGCAGACGAGAUAUCCUGGUGGUGCUACACCGUUUCUCUGGGCUCAAAGCCUUUAUGUGAUCUGCAGUCUGCUCUAUGAGGGAUUUUUGAGUCCCGCGGAGCUUGACCCGUUGAGUCGGCGAUUGUCGGUCUAUGAGAAGCGGCCGCCGUGCGAGGUUCAGGUGACGGUGCUCGCCGAAUCGGCCGACGUUCAACGCGAACUCCGAGCCCAUGACAUUUUUGUGCAGCGCGUCGAUGAGAUUGAUCCGGUGUUCACGAUAUUGCCGGCGUCGGCGUUGGGCCAUUUGUUAGCCAAAAUCGGCGAAUCGAAGAAGCUCAAUUUGUCUGGCCGACCGCUGGAUCGUCCGAUAGGACUAUUGAGCACCAGUCGCCUUUACCAAAUUGGGAACAAGUUUGUGAUAUUCACACCGCAAUUCAUGGAUAGCCGACGAUCGCACUUGAUGUAUGACAUUCGCAUUCUGACGGAUGAAUGGAGCAGCGAGCUGCAAUACAUUUACGCGUCAUGGAAUAGUGUGAGCAUCAGCGGGCGGCCGCUUGUCGUUCUCGUUGUCACACAAGGAAUGCUGUCGACAGAAGGUCUAUCGCAUUUCUCGAACAUCCAUUUGAAUCGCCACAUGAAAUCGACGGUGAUCGGUGCGAUCAAGAAAAUCAACACGGGCUAUUUGAGCGGCGCGCGUGUCGUCAUGAAAGACUUGUCGGAAUUCUUUCGUACCACCGCCGUCAGCAAAAUGGAGUUUCGCGACAAGAGCGCUGAGGAGAUGCUGAGAAGUGUGACGUCGGAAAAAGUGCAAUUCACACUUCACACGUCGGACAAAUCGGACGAGAAUAAGAUUGGCCCGACGGCUUCACCGCGCGGCGGACCCCCGUUGCGUCGUGGCGAAUCUGUCAAAGAUCGAAGCGCCUACUCGAAAAUCCAUAAAGCCUCGAUGAGGCAUCGAUCGAUUGCUUUGGAUAGCAAUGAUGCCGACCUUAUCCAACUCCGCCUCGCUUAUAAAUCGAGAACCAUCGAAGAACAAGAGGACACGUCACCGCGAGGAUUGCCGCACAAUUUGGAGCUCGUCAGAGAGCAUAGCCCGUCAGGAUCAAGACAUCCGCUGCUGAAAACAGCGAAGCGCGGCGCUGAAAAUGAGACAAUACGUCGCGACUUGAAAAAGGCGGAAAUGAAUGAAAUGAAGGCCGACGAUCUUCUCGAUCUUCUUGUCGAGACCACUGUACUUGAAGAGCAAGCCUCGAUUAUUCAUUGCCUCUGGAUGAAUUUUGGUCCCGAUUAUGAUACCGAACUUGCGGACCAACAUAUUACGGUGAGAGUGCUCAUGGAGGAGAUUUACGCGAAAGCGUGUGAUGCGAGAGAAUGGGCGCUUGUUCGUUUAAGCGCUGGAUUGUUGAAGAAGCAGCUCGAGGAGCUUAGCAAAGCGGUCACUCAUCUGCUAGUGCGACAAAAACAAAUAACGCUUGGAAUGGUAUCGAAAAAGGAGGAGGUCAUCACGUGCCCGAAGACGAAUGAAGAGCUGGAGAAGAUAAUGAAUCGAGCGUAUGGCGAUGAUGCGAAUUCGUUUACACUUUCGCAGGAAAUUAUUGUAUCUCUUGGAUCGCUGGUCCGAACCGAGCCUAAAUUGUUUGUGGAAAUGUUCCGACUACGAAUUGGAUUGAUUAUUCAGGUUCUCGCUUCUGAAAUGGCGCGCCUUCGCAACAUGUCGCCAACGGAAGCCGCCGACAAAUUGUUGACGGUGAGCCCGUUCGAGCUGAAAUCGAUGCUGUUCUCGUUGCUCUCGGGCCGAUUGUUGGAGGAAUACGCCGACGAUGGAUUCCAUCACGGCGACGCGGCGCGCGACACCCGAACGGGCAUCGGUUCGUUUAGGCGGCAAAUCGAGGAGCGCAAAUCGUUGCGCAAAUCGACGCGCAGCGUCGGAAGCGGCCGUAUGGCGGUGCCGAAAGAGGAGGAAGAGGAGGAGGAGGCGGACGAGGAUGAUUUUCAGUUCGGCAUUUGGCUGAGGCAUCGUCGAAUUGACGGCGCGCUCAAUCGAGUGCCGCACAAUUUCUAUGCGAUUCUCUGGGAUACUGUCCAUAAAAUGCCGCACGGGAUCAAAAUCAACGAUACGGUUUUGCAUUGGGGAUUGACGCUGGAAAUGACGAGACGCGAAAUCAAAUUCGCGCUGGAGGUUGAAGAAGCUCUCAAUCGAAUCGUCGAGCCCGAAUAUCGAGAAUUGGUUAUUGAAGCUCUAUGGCUUAUUGGACGACUUGAGAAGCUUGUGCUCAUGGAGCAGCCGAAUGUGCCGAGAGAUCGUCCGCUCGAUGUCGAUGCGGUGCUUCAUUUGGCAAAUCAGAUAUUCGUCGAGCACAAUAAGCAAAUGGAGACGAUAGUGAUGGAAUGUUGCGCGUCGUCGAAUCCGAAUCACACGAGAUGCGACGGCGCCCGCGGAAUCUGCAAACAUUUCUACGAUUCGGCGCCGGCUGGCGAGUACGGCACAUGCCAUUACAUUAUUCGAGCACUCAUGCAGCUAUUUAGUUGA
Molecule: messenger RNA, 3630 nt
Organism: Caenorhabditis bovis
Lineage: Eukaryota; Metazoa; Nematoda; Chromadorea; Rhabditida; Rhabditidae
Source: the annotation of a GenBank genome assembly